Molecule: messenger RNA, 6324 nt
Organism: Plasmodium gaboni
Lineage: Eukaryota; Apicomplexa; Aconoidasida; Haemosporida; Plasmodiidae
Exons: 1
Coding region: 1-6324 (2107 amino acids)
Source: RefSeq, a predicted model, not a curated record
AUGCAGAAUAACAAUGCAGUGCAAUAUAGUAUAGAAAAUAUAAUGAAAAAAAAUAGAGACGAAAAUAAGUAUGUAGAUCUUUGUGAUAUAAAAACAAAUAAUAAUCAUAUAAAAGUUAAUAAAUAUAUAACAUGUGAUAAUAUUACAUUUGAGAGUAAAAAUAAUAAUAAUUAUUAUUAUGGUGCUAUAAAUAAAAGAGUUGAUGAAAAUUUACUAAGUUAUAAUGGAAGGGUAGAUGAUUUAAGAAAUAGUAAGAAAUGUGUAUAUUCAGAAAAACAUAUGGAGGAUAAAAAUAUAUUAUUAGGAAUGAAUGAGGAAGAUAAUAAAUUCCUUAGAAAUGAGUAUAUAAAAGAUUUUAAUAUGAAUUAUAAUGAUUGUGGACUUAUUAAUAUAAUGAGUAAUCAUUAUAAUAACAUAAUUAAAAAUACAAAUAAAGGAAUAGAAGAUAAUAUGAAUUAUAAUUAUGAUACCUUAUUAGAAAAAUAUAAUUAUAAUAGCGAAACUAAAAAGGAAAAAAAAAAAGUGUUAAUAGAUAAGAAUUAUCUAUAUAAUAAGGAUUAUUUAUACGAUGAUAAUAUAGAUAAUGACAAACUUAUGAUUCAUAAUAGUGACAUGAAAAAGGAAUAUCCUCUGUAUGAUAAAAAUGUAUGUAUGAAUAAAAGUUUCGAUAAUAUAAAAUUUAAGAGUGAAAUUAUAAUGAGAGGAAACCAGAACAAAAACAACAUCAACAUGAACAUCAUCAACAACAACAAAAACAAUAAUAAUAAUAAUAAUAAUAAUAUUCAUAAUAAUAGUCUUCAUAUUUAUAAUAGUAGUCAUAAUUUUCAUAAUAAUAAUGAUAUUAAUUCACUUGCUGUAACGAACGAAGAAGAAUUAGAGAAUAGGAUGUACAACUUAGAUUUUGACGAAGAGAAAAGCGAGUCUAAUAAUUUAUUAGUUAAUUAUUCUCAUGAAGAAAAAGAAAGCACACGUAAACUUAAUAUUUACAACCUUUUUAAUAAAUCUAAUACAAAUAAAAAUAACAAUGCAAAUACUGGGAUAAUAAAUUUUUUAAGAAAUAAAAGAAUGAAUAAAUAUUCUUAUGAUAAUAAGGGAUUAAAAUAUGACUCUACAGAAAUUGAUUCAAAUUUGAAUAUGAAAAAAAAUUAUAUGACAAAGGGUUCAUAUGAUACUUCUCCAAAUUUAAAGGGAUAUACAUAUGAAAAUAAUGACAUUAUGAAAAAAAAAAUGAAUACAAUAAAUAAUUUAAAUAGGUUAAAUAAUGUAAAUGAAAAUGUUAUACAUCUGAAAGAAAAUAUUGAAUAUAAAUCUAUGAUGAAUUCUUUUGAAACUUUAAAAAUAUAUGAGCAGGAUGAAAAUAACAAACAAAAUAAUAUAUAUCUAAAUAAGAUUAACGAACACUCAAAAUAUAAAGACGACAAUAAUUUAAAUAAUGAUAAUAAUAAUAAUGAUAAUAAUAAUGAUAAUAUGAUUGUUAAAAAUGUUAAUAAUAAUAAUGAUAAUAUUAAUAAUCAUAAUAAUAAUAAUUCUGGUGAUAUUAAAAAAUGUGCACAAAAAAAAAUCAGCGAAAGAAAUCCAUUUAGUAUUCAUCACUAUGUAAAACAAGAACAUAUGAAUAUAACUAAUUUAGGUAAUAUAAAUAAAAAUAAUAUGUUAGUUCAUAAUAUAAAUAAUAAUUCUUUUGAAAAAGAUAACGAAAAAAUAUAUACUAAACAAACAUCUAUGAUGCAAAAGAAAGGUAUUGAUAUUUUUAAAACACUAUCAGAAGUACAAAGUGUGUGCAAUAUGAAUCAAGAUAAUUUUUAUGAUAAUAAUAAUAAUAAUCAUAAUAUUAAUAAUAAUAAUCAUAAUAAUAAUAAUCAUAAUAAUAAUAAUCAUAAUAUUAAUAAUAAUAAUAAUAAUCAUAAUCAUAAUCAUAAUAAUCAUAAUAAUAAUAAUCAUAAUAAUAAUCAUAAUAAUUAUUAUUAUAAGAAUGAUAAAAAUGAAGCUGAUUUGAAGAAAAGGAAAUGCGAAAUGAAUUAUAAGGAAAUGAACAGUUCAAAGGUUGGAAAUAUAAAUAAUGAUCACAAAACAAUUACAAGUGAAAAGAAAGAAUACUAUAUGAAUAUUAAAAGCGAUUAUCCUAAUAAUGUUAAAAGUAAUGAUAUAAAGAAUAAUGAUUGUUUAAAACAUUUUGAUGAAGAUGGAUCAUCAAGUAAAUAUAUUUCAUCCCAUUCAAUGAAUGUUUCUUCAUGCGAAUCUUACAAGUCCUUUUCUAAGAAUAAGAAAAAAAAAUCAAAAAGCUAUUGUAAGGAUAAAGGAUAUAAUAAUGAAUCAUAUAAAAUUAAAAAUAAUAAAAAGCUAAAAUAUUUCAAGAAGGAACCAAAUAUAGAAGAAAAUAAUUCUCAAAAUAAAAUCUGCAGAAAUUCUUUAAUUGGUUGUAUAAGUUGUAUGUAUGAAGGUACUAAAAUGUAUUGCCAUUGUCAUAAUAUUAAUAAUAAAAAUUUAAAAACUCUUAUUAAUAAUGCCAAAAAUUUUGAUGAUCUCACUAAAGGUUCACCAAAUAAACAAAAUAAUAAUAAUAAAGUUUUAGCAGAAAAAAAUAUUAUAACAAAUAGAGGUAUUAAUAAUAAUAAUAAUAAUGGAAAUAGUAACAAUAAUAAUAAUAAUAACUGUAAUGUGAAUUGUUCGAAUGUUUUUUUUGAUAAUAUAAAUGAAAACAUAAAUCCCAAACGUGAGGAUAGUUGUUUUAAUUAUAAUGAAGGUAACAAUAAAAACAUUUAUGAUUAUCAAAAUAAUGGCAAUAUUGUUAUUAAUAAUAAUAAUAAUAAUCAUGAUAAAAAGUUAGAAAAAACAUAUCUAAUUAAUAAAAAAGAAGAACCCAUAAAUAGUUCGAAAAGGAAUGUAAAUAUGAUUGUUGAUGAUGUUAAAAAAAAGAAUCAAGAAAAUAUAACAAACACGAAACUAUUAAAAAUUAAUAAUAUAAAUAAUAAUGUGAUAAAGAAAAAUAUAAAAAAUGAAACUUUAUCAUUUGAUAAAUAUGAACGAGUAAAUAAACAAGAUGAUGGUAGUAGUACUAAAAAUAAAAUUAUAGAAGUUAAUCAAAAAAUGAACAAAUUUAAUGUUAUGCAAAAUCUGAUGUAUAACAAUAAUAAUUGUAAGAAAGGCAUGGAACAAAAUAAUAUUAAAUUAUUUAAGAGAAACAUAAAAAAUAAUACCACUAAAUAUAUUAACAAAGAUAAUUUAAUUAAAAUUGAUUACAUUAGGCAACAUCAAAUAUUAGAAAAUAAUCAAAAAGGAAAAAUUUGUGAUUUGAAUGAAGAGAAAAAUAACAAUUGCAUGAAUAAAAAUAAUUUUAUAUAUCAUAAUAAUAAUAUAAAUAAUAUUAACAAAAACAAUAUCAACAAUAAUAACAACAACAACAACAAUAAUAAUAAUAAUAAUAAUAAUAAUAAUAAUAAUAAUAAUAAUAAUAGUAAUAAUAAUAAUAAUAAUUUUAUAUGUAAUAAUAAUAACAAUAUGUCAAUAAGUGUAUAUGAAAAAAAAAACAUGGAAAAAAAAAUGUACAAUAUGAAUGAAGGGAAUAUAAUAUUAAACCCAUUAAAUAAAUUAAUAAAUUAUAAAAAUGGACUAGAGAAAAAAAAUAAUGAUAUAUGUAUCAACACACAUAAUUUAAAACUAAAAAAGGUUGAACAAAAUGAUGGCAAAUAUAGCAAAAGUAAUGGUACUAUAAUGAAAUGUAAAUUGUAUAAUUUAAAAAAAAAUGUUUAUAAAAAUGAUAGUAAGGUUGUAGAUAUGCCCAUGAAAUUAAAUGAUUUAAAUAAUAAUUCUUCUAGAAUGUGCAACUUAACUAAUUUAUUAAAAGAAAAUUCUGCUAUGUGUAAUAAAAAGGAAUAUGAAAAUAAACUUGAUAUUAGACCAAAGCAGGAGUUUAAUUCUAACAAACAUUUUGAUAAAAAAGGAGAAAUAAAAACUAUUCUUAAGAGUAAUAUUAAUUUAUAUAAUAAGAAGACUAAAAAGAAAAAAAAUGAAGAUGUUAGUUUAAUCAAAAUUAAAAAAGACGAACUGGUAAUUAAACAAGUUAAAAAGUUAAAUAAAAAUUGUUUACUUAAAAAUAUACAAAAUGUAGGGAAUAUCAAAUCAUAUAUAAACAGAGAUAUUUUUAAAGCUUUAGAAAAUGUAAAAAGGAAUAAUCAUAAAGUUAACAAUGAAGAUAUUAGUAAUAAUACUACAUGUGAAAAAGAAGAGGCAGUUAUAUAUAUUAAAAAUAAAUUAAAUACACAAAGGAAAUGGAGAAGUGAUAAUAUUAUUACAAACAAAGGAAAAGAGGAUAAGGAAUAUAUAAUCAAAUGGAAUAAAAAUAAUGGAGUUUCUAUAUAUUAUAAUAAAAAUAUAAAUGAAUCCAAUAAUAUAUUGAAUGGAAAAAGUUAUUAUAUAGAAAAAGAUUUUGAUGAAAUGGCACAGGAUAAAUGCCUUGUUCAUAUGGAAUGUUUUAGUAAAAAUGAUAAUAUUCAAAAUAUGUAUAUUAACAAAAAUAACAUAUAUAAUAAUAGUGAUAUUAGUAGUAAUAAUAAUAUUGAAAAUUUUAAUUCAUGUUCAAAUGAUAAAAAAAAAAAUAUACAUAAUAGUAUACUUGUUGAAGCCUCUCCAAAUGAAAAAAAUAUGAAUAUGGAGAAACAUAAUGAGGAUCUAAAUAAUAUAUAUUUAAAUAAUAUUAAAGUUGAAAACCAAGAGGAGGUGAAUAAUUCAUGUUAUUAUAAUGAUUUGUAUGAAUCUAAUUUAAAGGAAUAUGUUGAAAGAAUUACAUGUCAUAAUAGUUUGGAAAAAAAAAAUGAUCAUAAAGAAAAGGUCCAAGAAAAAAAAAUAAAUAAUGGUUCUAAUAUAUACACUUUUAAUAACAAUGAAGAAAGAAAUUUGUUUACUAUGAAAAAUAAGUUGGAGCAAAAUAAUUCUGUUAACUAUAUGCCCAAUGAAAAAAAUUUGGACAUAGAAAAUAAUACAAUAUUACUAAAUGAUAUAAUAUUAGGUAAUGAUAUAAAACAUAUUGAAGGUAUUGUAAAUUAUGAUAAUGAAAAUAUAAAUCAUUUAAAUAAUAAUAUCUAUAAAUAUGAUGAAAAUUUUAUAUCAAAUGUUCGUGAACUUUAUAAAAAGAAAUCAAUGAAUUAUAUGAACAAAAAAUAUUUGGAUGAUUUAAAGAAAAUUUAUUUUUUACUUAACCAAUUUACAAACACUUAUGGAACAUGUAGUGAUAAUUUAAAAUCCAUUUUACAACUUCUUAAAUAUGAACUCGACAAAGAAAAAAAAGAAAGUGAAUAUUUUUCAAAUAAUCAAAAGUUUUUAUAUUUUGCUGUUCCUUUGAUGAGCCAAGAUAAUAGUUGUGACAAUAACAUAAAUGAUGAAGAGAAAAUUAAAGAAAUAGAAAAAAAUGAAAAGAUAUGUGAAGAGGCACAGAAUGGUUCAAUGCUAAAUGGAAAGGAAUAUAUUUUAGAAGGUAUUACAUAUAAUAUAUUAGGAAGUUAUAAAAAUUCAGAUGCAGUAAAUAAUAUCAAAAAGGAUACAAAAGAAUCCAUAGAAACAAAAAAUGAUAAUAUACGAAAUUCUGUUAAUAAUAAUAAUGAUAAUUGUGAUAAUAUUUUCAAUAAAAAUAAUAAAUUGAAUGUGAAGAGAAUAUAUAGAAAUAUGAAUAAAUGGAUAAAAAAAAAUAAAAAAUAUCCAUUCAAUAAUAAAAAAAUAAACUUUAAAUAUUUUAUUAUGAACAAUAACAAAAAGGAUAAGAGUUGUAAAUGUUGUAUUAAAAAAAAUAUAUUAAAUAAUGAAAAAAUAUUAUUAAGAAUGAAUAUAUUCACAAUACGACAUAACAAUCAUGUCUAUAAAUUAAAGUUCAAUAAUAAUUUUGUAAUUAAAAGAAAUAAAUUGAUUAAUAAAAAAAAUGGUAAACUAUAUAAGUUUUAUCCAUUCUAUAAUGAAUUAUUAUUAAAAUGUCAGAAUGGUCAAAAUGAAAAAGAAGAGACAAAUGAAAAAUUAAAAUGCUUAGAUAAGACAAUUAGGGAACAUAUAGAUGAUCAAGAGGAUCAUAAGAUUAAUGAUAAUAAUAAUAAUAAUAAUAAUAAUAAUAAUAAUAAGCUGAAUAAUCAGUUAAAUAAUAAAACCGAUGAUGUUGUACAUAUUGAUAUUAAUAACAAUGGAAAUAAUAAUAUGUAUAAUAAUGUUAAUGUGUCCAAUAAUAAUAAUAAUAUUUUAGAUGACUUAUUUAUCUCAGAUGAUGACAUUAAUCUUAUUUAUAUGUAUAAAACUAAUAAUAAUAUUGAAAAACAGUAUAGCUUAGAAAAAAUCAAUAUUAAUUAA